UGACGUCAUCAACGUAUGAAACUGAGACGCAGCUCGCGUACGGAGCAGUUGAUCGGUUGAAGACAGAAGAGUCUCACGGACAAGAGGACUUUGUAUUGCUCGAGAACGAUAAAUACAAUGGAGAACAGCAAAGUGGAAAACUGCAUCACAGAAACCAUCGAUAAUACCGCUCACUUGGACUGUAAUCUGAACUCUGAUAAAGAAAACAUGGAGGACACAGUGGAGUUCAGACUCAUGAUGGCUUAUGCUCAGAGGCGGCGGCCAGCGAACGACAACACACCCAAAGAAAACGGCUCAGCCACAGAACAAACGCUGACUCAGACAUCUGGACAGACUGAAAACAAGAAGGAAGAGGUAGAGAAGGAGAAGAAGAAGAAAAAGAAGAUAUGGAGGCAACUGAAAGUGAUUUUCAAGUGUGUUCAGCCUCAGACAGCGGAGCCAGAAUCGCCACAGGACGACCCCAUGUUCCGAAACUUUGUUCCUGAAGACAAAGAAUCUGAGCAUCAAGCUGAAGCUCAGGAUGAGAUGGAGGAAGUGGCGAACCGAGUGAUCGGGAUUGCCGAUGAAUUUGAUUUUACGCCCGACAUGGAUCCGUGCAUCGAGGCCGAUGGGGAAGAUGAUUUGGAGAAGAUGAUCGGUCUGCUCCUAAGGAACCAAGGCGACCAGCUGGACAAAGAGUUUGACCUGGCGCACAUUGGUGCAGAACUGUUUUUAGACUACAACUUCUUCGCGAGGCUUCUCAACAGAUUUCUGAUCAGGAUCGGCUUCAGGAGACCGGACUCUAACUCUUUAGGACCCCAAGCAGCCAACAGAACCCAAAUUGCUGCCGCCUUAGAGAUAACAAGUCGUCUCGCCUCUGUCGAGGCAUUGCCCAAAGUCAAGUUAUAUAAACAUGGAGCUCGAUAUCUCCAGGAAUAUUAUUCAUUGUGGGCUCAAACGCAGGGCGGAUACGAGGCAGUGUUUCCUGAUGAAGAGGAAGUUGACUGAUUUGGAGGUUGAUUAUUCAUUACAAGAACAACAACAAGAAAAAGGUGUUAAAAUGGUGCGAAGAAUAGAAUCACUCAGGACCUUCAUCCGUUUACAAGGAGCAGUUUUCUCUGCUUGGACCAAAGUUAAAGAGGAAAUUAUUUCACAUUAAUUUAAUCUAGAGCACUUAUUGUACAGACUACCAUCAACAAAAAUUAAUUUAUUUAAUCUUAUAAAACAUUAUGUCUCGUUAACGCACUUGCACUUUUUAUAAAAAAUAAAAAGAACGCUUUAAGUUUUUUUUAUGUUAAUGUUAUUUUGUUACCAAUAAGUGUAUACAUUAAAUUAUAUUUUUGAAUAAAAACAUUUUGUGGCACUGUCAGUUUCCUU
Molecule: messenger RNA, 1356 nt
Organism: Poeciliopsis prolifica (blackstripe livebearer)
Lineage: Eukaryota; Metazoa; Chordata; Actinopteri; Cyprinodontiformes; Poeciliidae
Product: apoptosis facilitator Bcl-2-like protein 14
Exons: 7
Coding region: 118-987 (289 amino acids)
Source: RefSeq, a predicted model, not a curated record